Dovyalis caffra is the source of this 1881-nucleotide messenger RNA. NCBI's taxonomy places the organism in Eukaryota, Viridiplantae, Streptophyta, Magnoliopsida, Malpighiales, Salicaceae. The record is from the annotation of a GenBank genome assembly.
AUGGCUAGAAUUCCCAUCUUCUUGAUGGGGCUUGUUGUCAUCUGGGCAGCCUUGGCAGAAGCAAAGUACAUGAUCUAUAAAGAUUCAACAAAGCCCUUAAAUUCUCGCAUUAUGGACUUGAUGAGCCGGAUGACAUUAGAGGAGAAAAUUGGCCAGAUGACUCAGAUUGAACGGGGUGUUGCAUCAGCUGAGGUGAUAAAGGAAUACUUCAUCGGGAGUGUACUGAGUGGAGGAGGGAGUGUUCCAUCCAAACAGGCUUCUGCUGAGACUUGGAUCAACAUGGUGAAUGAAUUUCAAAAGGGUGCUUUAUCCACCCGAUUAGGGAUUCCAAUGAUUUAUGGAAUUGAUGCUGUUCAUGGACACAAUAAUGUUUACAAGGCAACUAUAUUUCCUCACAAUGUUGGGCUUGGAGCUACCAGGGACCCUGAACUUGUAAAGAGAAUUGGAGCUGCAACUGCACUAGAAGUUAGAGCUACAGGCAUUCCAUAUGUUUUUGCACCUUGUAUCGCGGUUUGUAGAGAUCCAAGGUGGGGUCGGUGCUAUGAAAGCUACAGUGAAGAUCCUAAGCUUGUUCAAGCAAUGACUGAGAUUGUCCCAGGAUUGCAAGGCGACAUCCCUGCUAACUCCUCAAAGGGUGUUCCCUUUGUUGCCGGAAAAAGAAAGGUUGCUGCUUGUGCCAAGCAUUAUGUGGGUGAUGGUGGAACAACAGAAGGUAUUAAUGAGAACAAUACACAAAUAAGCAGACACGGUUUGCUUAGCAUCCACAUGCCAGGCUACUAUAACUCGAUUAUCAAGGGUGUGUCAACUAUUAUGGUUUCUUACUCGAGCUGGAAUGGAGUUAAGAUGCAUACUAACCGUGACAUGAUCACUGGUUUUCUCAAGAACAUCCUUCGUUUCAGGGGUUUUGUCAUCUCAGAUUGGGAGGGUAUUGAUAGGAUCACUUCUCCACCCCAUGCUAACUACUCGUAUUCCAUUCAAGCAGGAAUCAGCGCUGGAAUUGACAUGAUCAUGGUUCCCAACAAGUACAAAGAGUUUAUUGAUGGCCUAACAUCCCACGUGAAAAAUAAAGUCAUCCCCAUGAGCCGAAUUGAUGAUGCAGUGAAGAGAAUUUUGCGAGUUAAAUUUGUGAUGGGUCUAUUUGAGAACCCAUUGGCUGAUACAAGUCUAGUCAAUGAGCUUGGUAGUCAGGAGCACAGAAAAUUGGCCAGGGAAGCUGUCAGGAAAUCACUUGUGCUGCUAAAGAAUGGCAAAUCUGCUGAUGAGCCAUUGCUACCCCUUCCUAAGAAAGCAACGAAAAUACUUGUUGCUGGAAGCCAUGCAGACAAUCUUGGUUAUCAAUGUGGUGGAUGGACAAUUGAGUGGCAGGGACGAAGCGGCAACAACCUCACGAGUGGUACCACAAUCCUAACUGCCAUAAAAAAUACUGUUGAUCCAAGCACAGAAGUUGUAUACAAGAAGAAUCCAGAUGCAGACUUUGUCAAGUCUAACAAUUUCUCUUACGCCAUCGUUUUAGUAGGAGAGCCUCCAUAUGCAGAGACAUUUGGAGAUAGCUUGAACUUGACCAUCUCUGAACCUGGCCCAAGCACUAUUCAAAAUGUCUGUGGAUAUGUGAAAUGCGCUACUGUCAUUAUUUCUGGUCGUCCUGUUGUAAUCGAACCAUACGUAAACUUGAUGGAUGCUCUCGUUGCUGCUUGGCUCCCUGGAAGUGAAGGCCAAGGCGUCGCUGAUGUUCUAUUUGGUGACUAUGGUUUCACCGGCAAGCUUUCACGAACAUGGUUCAAGACUGUUGAUCAGCUGCCUAUGAAUGUAGGAGAUCGACAUUAUGAUCCCCUCUUCCCAUUUGGAUUUGGCCUCACUACUAAUCCUACCAAGACCAUCUAG